Aricia agestis (brown argus) is the source of this 2358-nucleotide messenger RNA. RefSeq names its product alpha-(1,3)-fucosyltransferase C-like. The transcript has 3 exons. Gene Ontology annotation, cellular component: membrane. The coding region runs from base 1112 to 2329 and encodes 405 amino acids. Gene Ontology annotation, molecular function: alpha-(1->3)-fucosyltransferase activity. NCBI's taxonomy places the organism in Eukaryota, Metazoa, Arthropoda, Insecta, Lepidoptera, Lycaenidae. The record is from RefSeq and is a predicted model, not a curated record.
AACUGAAGAAGUAUAAUUUAAACCUGGAUAUCUAUGGUAGCUGUGGAUCGCUCAAAUGCUCGCGUGAUGACGAAGAAGAAUGCAACAAAAUGAUUGAGAGAGAUUACUACUUCUAUCUUUCGUUUGAAAACUCUUUCUCCCAAGAUUACGUGACGGAAAAGUUGUUGUACCCGUUACAGAACUUGGCUUUGCCUAUUGUCUAUGGAGGAGCUAAUUAUUCCAGGUUCAUGCCCGAUGGGAUAUACCUGAACGCUCGGGAACUAGAGCCUAAACAGCUAGUGAAAAAAAUGGUCGAAUUGUUAAAAAAUCCCGGGAAAUAUGAAGAAUAUUUUCGAUGGCGCAACCAUUACUCGUAUCACAGAAGAUCUGAAAGCGUUGAAACGGAUGACUACUGUGGUUUCUGCGCUAUACUAAACGACGAAGAUGCAUUGACAAGAACUACCAUUUACAAGAAUUUCGGACAAUGGUGGGACCCACCGGGUAGAUGUGAAUAAAGGUACAAAUUGGAACCGAGUGACACGCCACAACUGCAGACGUCGUGUUGUCGCGACACUACUUGUUUCUAUGUACCUAUUUCUACGCCUUGGCUAAAGGGCCAGGUGCCUUACUCCCAAAAUUGAUUCCAUUUACGACUCUGAUUCAAUGUCGAUUUUGAUUCAGCGUCGAUCGUGAUCCGUACUCCUUGAAACUUGAAUCAAAAUCGGCUUUCAGAUUCAUUGAAUUGUUAUUUUGCAUUGUUAUCGCAAACGCGCUGAAAUGUUAUGGUGAAAUAAAAUUUGAAUUUAUUAAGUGGUUUGGAAUUAUGGCGCUCUUUCAAUAAACUCUGAUGAAUGUUUUACCUCCCAACAACCAGAUUUAAGCCAAAUUUGAGACGGUUUUUACUUUUUAAUUUAUCGUAUAAUACUGGAUCAACUACUCCAUUUAUCAGCGGAGUAAAAAUUCUUGGAGAAUAAUUAACCGAGUCUCAAGUUAUUAGGUGCGAUGAUGAUGACACAUUUAUGUUCAGAAAACACUAUUGAUAAGCACCAGAUUAUCGCACAUAUCCGAUAAGAUUAUUUUUAUUUAACCGGCAGUGCCGCGGCCGACAUCGGUGGGAUGUGUUUCGUUCAAAAUGACGUUCCUCAUUAGGGCAUUUUUCUUCCUAUCGGUGGUCUCUUUGCUUAUAUUUAUUUAUAUAUCCGUCCGUGAUCUACAAGGCAGCAGCGAAUUUGAACGAACCAAAGUAUUCGAAAUCGAGCAGACGUUGAAGGCGUUCCUAAAAAAUGCGAGCAAUUCUAACACCACCGCGCCCAAGAUGAAGUAUAUUCUCCAAUGGACUUCGGCGAAGGACUUUCCCUUUGUGUACAUGGGUCGAGGACAACAGGGCUUCAUCAAAAAGAACUGUACGUAUACGAACUGCUACGUUACCGAGGAUCGAUCGUUUUUGGGUGAUUACACGAAGUUCGACGUCAUCGCAUUCUCCGGGCCGCAAGUCGUUGGUAUGAACCCCAGUCUGCUACCGAACAGAAGGUCGCCGCAUCAGAAAUUCACGUUCGCCAGCAUCGAAUCUGCAGACAAUUAUCCGGUGUGCUCGAAGAAAUUUAACGGAUUUUUCAACUGGACGUGGACGUACCGGCUCGAUUCCGAGGCGAAAUGGGGUUACAUCGUAGUGAGGGAUUCGGAGAAUAGAAUUAUAGGCCCAAAAGUGAACAUUAGCUGGAUCAAGCUCGAAGACAUGACGCCUACUCCGGACGAGGUGAAGGAAAAAUUGAAGACAAAAACGAAAGCCGCGGCGUGGUUCGUCUCGAAUUGUUACUCCAAAAGUCACAGGGAGACGUUCGUCAAAGAUCUACAGACUGAGCUUAAAAAAUAUAACCUCUACGUUGAUAUUUACGGGUCGUGUGGUCCCCUCUCCUGUCCGAGGAACAAACCGGAGCAGUGUAACAAGAUGAUAGAGAAGGACUACUAUUUCUAUCUCUCUUUUGAGAAUUCCUUCGCUGAGGAUUAUGUGACUGAGAAGCUGUUGUAUCCGUUGAAGAAUUACGCUGUGCCGAUUGUAUACGGUGGUGCAAAUUACACAAGGUUUAUGCCUGAUGGAAUUUAUUUAAAUGCGAGGGAGCUAGGCGCAGAAAAGUUGGCGAAGAAGAUGGACGAACUUAUAAAGAAUCCUGAUGAAUAUUCUGAAUACUUUCGAUGGCGAAACCACUACUCCUACUACAGAAGAAUAGAGAGUAUAGAGACAGAUGACUACUGUAGGUUCUGUUCGAUAUUAAACGAAGAAGAAACGGUAAAGAAGACGACGAUAUACCAGAAUUUCAAAGACUGGUGGGAUCCUCCAUCGAGGUGUUAAAAAGAUCUCAUAUUUUUGUAGUUUUAUGA